Fusarium vanettenii 77-13-4 is the source of this 812-nucleotide messenger RNA. Its product is annotated as 60S ribosomal protein L24. Gene Ontology annotation, biological process: cytoplasmic translation. The transcript is spliced from 3 exons. Gene Ontology annotation, cellular component: cytosolic large ribosomal subunit. The record is from RefSeq and is a predicted model, not a curated record. Bases 75 to 551 code for a protein of 158 amino acids. Lineage: Eukaryota; Fungi; Ascomycota; Sordariomycetes; Hypocreales; Nectriaceae. Gene Ontology annotation, molecular function: structural constituent of ribosome; mRNA binding.
CAUCGCCCAAUCCCCCACGGUCCAACCACACAAAACACCUUGUCGCCCCCUUUAGGAAGCACACCAGCGACAAGAUGCGAACCUACGACGACACCUUCUCCGGCGAGAGAAUCUACCCUGGCAAGGGUAAGCUCUACGUCCGCGGCGACAGCAAGAUCUUCCGAUUCCAGAACGGCAAGUCGGAGUCCCUCUUCCUGCAACGAAAGAACCCCCGCCGUAUCGCCUGGACCGUCCUGUACCGCCGACAGCACCGCAAGGGUAUCUCUGAGGAGGUUGCCAAGAAGCGAACCCGCCGUGCCGUCAAGGCCCAGCGAGGCAUUGUCGGUGCCUCCCUCGACGUGAUCAAGGAGAAGCGCAACAUCCGACCCGAGGCCCGCACCGCUGCCCGCGCCCAGGCCAUCAAGGAGAGCAAGGAGAAGAAGCAGGCCGACGCUGCCGCCAAGAAGGCUGAGAAGGCUAAGCUCGCCGCCUCUAAGGGUCAGGCCGGCCGACAAGUCAGCAAGCAGGGUGCCAAGGGCGCUGCCCCCAAGGUUCAGGCGCGAACCCGUUAAGAUGGUAAAUAGGGAGGAUGAAUGAAAAUGGGAGAGUGGAGUCCGUGGUUCUUGUGUCUUUGUCCGGCCGGUUCUUCUACAAUCUCGGGAGCAUGGAAUGCCAUAGGGUGCAUUGAUAGUUGAGCAAUGCCAUAUCGGUGCAAAUGGUCAAAAGAGCAUCUCUUGUUUGUGCCGUGACCAAGAAGAAGGUGUGCUUGCUCGACAUGGGGUGGCUAGGUCAACAACUCACGGCGUCAAAUGAAGGUAUCAUCAUGUUGCUCA